UGAGCAAGAAAAUAAAACAAAGAUGCUUGCUUCCUGCCCUGGCACGCCACUCCCUUGGGGUACAGUGAGUUUCUGUGAGCUCUCUUCUCCCGUGCAGCCCUGUUGCCUUGGCAGGCUGCUGCUGGGCUCAAGGAGGCCAGGCAGCAGAAGUAAUGGCACAGCCUCUCCCUUUGACCACCCGGACAUCACUCUUUCCCCCUAUCAGGGACUGGAUUUCUGUCUCCAUGCUCCAAGCAGCAGAGACCAACUCCUCUCCAGCUCUAGCAGGGCUAAAUCCAGGUUUGUGUGGCUCUGCUCCAUACUGUGAGGGUUCGGAUAUUUUUUUUUUCAUUUCUUUCGCAGGUGGGGCAGAUCAGUAGGAACUUUUUCUUGUCUGUCCUCUAUUUGCACAAGAAGAAUCAGCUGCUGGGAGUGUUGGAGGGAAGCGCUUGAUUCUGAAUCUGGCUGUACUGCUUGGGAGGGGAGACCCUGAGUUUUGUCACUCUAAGGAUAUAUAUACUAAAGGGAUGGUCUUACCUUGUCUUCUCUGAGAAAACAGGUUCAGGAGGGCAGAGAGAGUUGUAUUUGGCAGGUCUGGGAAGGUUGGCUGUAUGGGUGUUGAGACAGGGACAGGGUUUUGUAUAUGGAUCUAUGAAGAAUUCACCCCUGAGUGUGACUUGAGUCGCAUGUGUCCCCAGUGCUGCUUUCCAGUAAGGAUGUGACUGUUUUGGUGCUGGACCCCAGGAAGUUAAAAAAUACUCUAACUCCAGAGAAGGUCGUUACUUUGUGCUGGGCGUGGGAAGAGAGCACCUUAAGUGCUCUAAGUAACAUGCUUAGCGAUUGCUUUGAUGCCAUGUGAGGCUUAAGGAUGAAAGUUUUCAUCCUGUAUAUUUUCCCAAGGGUUAUUGCUAAGCAUUCAAUUUAAUUGUUAGGAUCAGUUAUAGAAGGAAAGCAGAAGACAGUAAAAUGCAAUUCUAGGUGUAUGUAACCAUCAUCAUACCCCACGUCUCUAGUAUUUUAGCUCAUUAGAGAGUGGUGAUUUUGUCCUUUACCUUUUCUUCAGGGCUGGUUUGCUCUUGUCCAUUCCCUGAGCUCUCAUCUCCCUUUCUGCUGUUUCAGUGGAAACACCUUGCCCUGCGUGUCUGUCCCUGGGGAGCAUCCUCCUCCUUUGUGCUGGAGUGCUUGCAAGAUACAUGGUAAUGUAAGGUAUCAGAUCAUAUCCUUCCCCUCUCUUUCCAAGGCUUUCUCCAUUUACAUUUCUGUUGUGUCCCCUAAUUACCAUCCCUUUGGUUUUUUUAUUCCCCCUCAAGCUGCCUUUUCCUGCUUAUGGUCUCCUGAGAAUGCUAUGCUGAAACUUUAUCAAACUUACAUUACUAGAAAUAGUUAAUGCAAAAUCUUCUUUCAGGAAUUCUCACAUCCAGGUUGCAGCAUCAUUGUACAGUCUGUCAUGAUAUUUCCAAUAGAGACACAACUGGAAGUCAGACUUUUCUUUGUGGAUUGCCUCGUUUCCCCUUGCUAGAGACAUGGGUAUAUAAUAUCUUCCAGGAGUUAAGGUACAUUCAUUUCAUCAAUUAGUAUUACAAAUCAUGUAUAUACUUAUCCACCUGAUACUUCUUUCCCAUAUCUCCCAUCCCAUAAAGAGCUUAAUUUUUAAGAUGACACAGUCCAGCAGAGAACAAAUACAAGGUUGAUUAACCAGGUUUUUGUAGAAUAUAUAUACUGGGUGUUGAACAGAGAGCUGUGAAGAGUUUACACGUUGGGGCACAUUUCUGGCGUCACAUACAUCGUGUGUGUAACUGCUGUCUGGAAAAGCAGUCAUGAUUUACUGUGGGAGGGGUGCUGUAUUAGCCUGUUAUGUAGCUGGGAGAGAAGGUUGUGCCUCUCUUACAGCCUGGUGAUGAUAUGGAAACCAUGCACCAUGGGUUUUUUUUUUUGUACUCCUGUUUAAAUUCUUAUUUAAAGACUUUGAAGCAUCCUAUUGUGUGCUUUUGUAUGGGGUGACUUUGUAACCGUCAUGGGCAGAAUCCCAUUUCAAGGUCUUCUGUAAGCCAUCUGCUUUCGUUAAUAGCUUUUGGAUUUGGCAUGUGGCUCAGUGCAGAUUAAAAUAGCCACAUUUCUGCAAAACUUUCUUUACCACCUGCAUCAGUUUGGCCUUCCCAUUGAGCCUUUGCAGGCUGGGUGCACCCUCAUGGGAGAGGGUGCUCUGCAUUACACCCUGCUCUCAGUGUGUGCCCUCCAGCUUCUCCCUGGGUGAUGGGGGAUGUGUGAUGCAGUGCAGAGGCGUGCUGGGGUGCACCAUGUCUGCACCUCUACGUACUCCUGGGAUUGCUUUGAAAGGAAACCCAGCUAUGUGCAAAACUGGCAUGUGGCCUGGCUCCCAGCCAUCAGGUUGUCAGGGUAUGGUCAGAAUAUGCGGGGGUCAGGACUACAGAGUGCUGCAUGUGUGAUAAAUUUUCUCUUUGCUUCAAGGUGACCUCUGUGGGUUGGGUGUUGGGUACACUGGCAUGCCACUCUAGAUAGCUUCCACUGCUGUAGCCCAAGCCAUUCCUCUUCUAAAGGGAGAAAACAUUAACUUUUGACUGUGUGAGUCCUGCUGACACUGAAUAGUUAUAACGCAGGUGGUUCAGUGGCAGAAACAUCAGCCUAGGGCACACAGAUUCAAUUCCUUGCUUUGGCAUGUCCUUCCCAUACAGCACUUGGUAAGUCCAUCAGUCUGUCGGUUUUCUACAUGUAAAAGAUGCCUCUUCUGCCCCAAAAGUCAGUCUUCUGUGUUGGUUUCUGUUACAGUGCAUUUGGGAGAGCUCAACUGGAGGUACAGUGGUGGUACGGGUCAGAAACGUUUCUGCCUAACACACAGAAACAGAGACCUGCUGCUUUUCCCAAAGCUCCUUCAGAACAUUUAUGGUGAGCCGUGGUCUUGGUGGCCUCAUUCACAGCAAUGCCUGUGUACCACUGUUGUGGUUUAACCCAGCAACUUUGCUCACCCAAGGGGAAACAACGGCAACGCAAAGCCUAAAAGUCAGUUCAGCAGCAGGACCAGCAAGGAAGGGAUCCUCUGAAAUAAUUACAGAGCAUAAUGAAGCUUCCUUAAGCCCAACUGUAAUGGCAGGGGAUUGGUUUUGUAUGAUUAGCUUAAGUCUACGCCACAUCAGCCGGUCUUCAUGGUGGGCCAUUCCCUGUCUCCCUGGCAAUGGGAGGCAGCCCAGGUCUUCGCUCCAAGCCUUCAACGCAGUACUGCCUUGGGGAGGAGCAACACAGGAUUGUCUGCUUGAUGUUUAUCCCUGCCCAUGGCAGGGGUGUGGGAACUAGAUGAUCUUUAAGGUCCCUUCCAACCCAAACCAUUCUGUGAUUCUAUGUUGCCCUGCAUGGGGAGGCUUUAGGUUUUGCACUGUUUUCUUUUCAUUUGUGUGGGGUUUUUCUAAGAAGCAAAGCAACACGGGUCUUAAAACAAAAGCAGUUCUGAUUUUUCAACAACGUGUGAAUUUCUUACAGCAGUCAAAGACGAUUUGAAGGGCCAGAGUGCUCACUCCCAUCACUACAGAAAUGGCAGAUGUAGAUGGACCAGGCCGGCUUUUAACUCUCAGCUCAUCAGUAGAAGAGUCUGUACUGAGAAGAUUCCACAUGUUAAAGGGCUUCCUCUUAGCAGACUCAAGCCAGGCUAUCUCACCUGGCUUUUUUUUUAAGCCCUUUCCUCUCUCCAUUUCUCUCGGCCUGGGUAUCCUGUUCCUGGAGCAUGCCAAACGUAGUUUUUAUUGCAACCUCUUGAAUCUUCGUGGAGAGCAAGGUCUGCUUGCAGUGAUAUGUGGCAAGAUGUUUCUAUUUUGAGCCAAGGCUCAUGUUGGGGUGUUUUUUGAGAGAGAAGGAAACCUUUAUUAGAAUCCUGCAAGGUUUUGUUUCAUUUUCUCCACAGUAUGAGACAUGGUAACUGCUGCAGCCUCCCUCGUGGUGGUGAGUGAUUCCUUCCAGUGGUCCUUGGUUUUCACCCUCAUCCUGAGCCGUUGGCUUUUCCUUGAGCUCGACUCGGCAGUGUCUGAUGAUGCAGCUAGGAUGUCAUUUGCUAGGAAGUUGACCCAUCUCCUCUCCCCUCCAACCUGAAGGUGUUCAUAAGGAAGUCAUAAAGUUGAUAUUUUCAUUGUAGAAACAUGGUCUAUCCAAGUUUUUUACAUGUUUUUGUCUCUCUUAAAGCAUGUUCUCCCCUGAGACUUGGCUCAGGGGCUAAGGAAGUGUGUUGCUCAUGAUCACAUCUUUGAGACACCUCAGUGUCUUAACAUCUUUCACAAGAAUGUGUUUCUGAGGAGCCAGUCAUGAAGUCUGGAGUUUAUCAGUCAACUUCUUACAUGGUAGAAAGAUAAAAUUAGUUCCAGAGAGAGAGAGAUGUUGGAAAGGACACAAAAUCCUUCUGGUAGAAAGAGGAGUAAUGGUUUGCAGCCAUCAGAUAUUUCAGAUCACACAAGGGGAUCAGUACUCCAGAUGGAAAUAUGAACAUUCAUUGUUACAGUGUUCCUUUGAAAAAUUUCCUAGCAUGAAUGUAGGGACCUUCGAGACCUAAUGAGGGGAGAUGCUUUCAGAGGAGCUGUAGCUUCAUCAGCCUUUGUUCAGAGCUGCCAAAUCGUGAAACAAGAAGUAAAACUCCGGUCUUGUCCAGGAAGACAGUAACAGGGAGGUGGAAGGAAAUAAACCUGUUGGUCAAGACAAAUUCUGACUUGCCUCUUCAAACUUUGCAGCUGCUUGCUCUUGAGAGUUUCCUUCAGGUCCCAUGUAAGCAUUUGUUUGUCAUUUUGUUUCAGUACUCCUUGUUGGUUGUGGCUGGCUCUGAGGAGGUUGGUGUUCAGGCUGGUGCUGGAAGCUGUCUGCUGGUCAUUGGUUUCUACCCAGAAGAGGAGUCAGUUGGCUGCCUCAUCAGAGCUUGCUUUGAGGGGGAAAACCAUGAUUUUAGACCAGCAAGAGUUACAGUGUCCGCAGGUCAGGCAGAAAUCUGAGGAGCUAAGCCUGGUAUGAAAACCAAAAGAGGGAGUCACUGGUGCGCUAACAAAACUGCGUCUCAAGCUGGUGUCCUGCCUCUGGUUGCAACCCGGUGCCGGCAGCCUGGCAGCAAGGGAAGUGCUUGGCUUUUCUUUGGCAAAGUGCAGCAGCUAACGUGGUAAUGUGGUGAGCAGGAUUUGGCUGGUCACCUCACCUUUCAGUCAGCUUUUUCUUGAGGUGAAUGAUGGGGAACUAGAGCCCAUGACAGUUCAGUGGAGCCGUUGGCACUUUUGAUAUCUCGACAUCUUCAGUUGUCUAAAAGCAAGUCAGUUCCAGAAUAAGGACAGCAGCAGGUGAUAUAAUGCGGAAACCAGGCCCUCAAAAAGCCAUAGACUGGAAAGAUGGUAAAAAGCACAAGUAUGGCCGCCCAUCAGAGUCUCCCUCCCAGUACCAAGGUCACUUCACCUGGGAGAAAUACCUGAAGGAGACAUGUGCCAUCCCAGCUCCUGCCCAUUGCUUCAAGCAGUCAUACACUCCACCUGCAAAUGAAUUCAAGAUCAGCAUGAAACUAGAAGCCCAGGACCCCAGGAACACUACCUCCACUUGCAUUGCCACAGUGGUGGGUCUGACAGGUGCACGCCUCCGCCUGCGCCUUGAUGGCAGCGAUAACAAGAAUGACUUCUGGCGGCUGGUGGACUCAGCUGAAAUCCAGCCUAUAGGAAACUGUGAGAAGAAUGGAGGGAUGCUGCAGCCUCCACUGGGCUUUCGGCUGAAUGCCUCCUCUUGGCCCAUGUUCCUUCUGAAGACUCUGAAUGGAGCAGAGAUGGCUCCUGUCCGGAUUUUUCACAAGGAACCACCAUCUCCAUCCCAAAACUUCUUCAAGACAGGUAUGAAGCUGGAGGCAGUGGACAGGAAGAACCCUCACUUCAUCUGCCCGGCCACCAUUGGGGAGGUGAGAGGUUCUGAGGUCCUCAUAACAUUUGAUGGCUGGAGAGGUGCCUUCGAUUACUGGUGCCGAUAUGAUUCCCGGGACAUCUUUCCCGUAGGCUGGUGCUCGCUGACUGGAGAUAAUCUGCAGCCCCCUGGGACAAAAGUUGUGAUUCCAAAGAGCCCUUUACCUGCCUCCGAAGUAAACUCGGAGAAACCUAGCAUGCACAGUAGCACAAAGACUGUUUUGGGGCAUCAACAAGGGCAAAGGCGUCGCAAAACAGGGAAGAAGCGUGGUCGAACGACCAAAGCGCUAAUCCAUCACCCCAUGCCUACACCCUCCAAGUCAGUGGAGCCUUUGAAAUUCCCCAGAAAGAGAGGCCCCAAGCCUGGCAGUAAGAGGAAACCUAGGACAUUGCUGAACCCAGCACCCACCUCUCCAACAACCAGUACCCCAGAACCAGACACAAGCACUGUGCCCCAGGAUGCUGCUACAAUCCCCAGCUCUGCCAUGCAGGCUCCCACAGUUUGCAUUUACUUGAACAAGAAUGGCAGCACUGGGCCCCACCUAGACAAGAAGAAGGUUCAGCAGCUGCCGGACCAUUUUGGACCAGCUCGAGCUUCUGUUGUCCUGCAGCAAGCAGUACAGGCCUGCAUUGAUUGCGCUUAUCAUCAGAAAACAGUCUUCUCCUUCUUAAAACAAGGCCACGGGGGAGAGGUCAUCUCAGCUGUGUUUGAUCGGGAACAGCACACUCUGAACCUGCCAGCAGUAAACAGUAUCACCUACGUCCUCCGCUUCCUGGAGAAGCUCUGCCACAAUCUUCGCAGUGACAACCUCUUUGGGAACCAGCCUUUCACUCAGAACAGCCACAUGCAGCGCUCACACGAGUACGACCACGACAGGUAUCUACCAGACAGAAGCAGUUCGUUAGACGGCACUCUGCAGGGACCAGGCCGGGGUACAAAGCGAUAUUCCCAAGAUUCCCCUCCAUACAGUGCUCCUCUCUCCCCCAAGUUACCAAAGAAUGACCGUCACCCUUUGGAAGGUGAAACCUUUGUUCUGGGAGAUGGCCUCCCAGGGCCCUUGGAGCCUCGCCUGGACCCCAUGGACUCAGCCUUGAACUCUGUCAAUUCAUCCAGCCACAGCAGGAGCUCCAGAGACUAUCGCCUGCAAGGAUACAGGCACCUGCACCAACCCUCUAGCCUCACCCAGGGCAGUACCUCUGCCUUGCGUAGGCUUAGCUCUGGGGGCUCAGAUAGAUACCUUGGAUCUCGAGACGUCUCGAGGCUGAGCAGCCGCGACCCCUCGUCCUGGACAGUUGAGGAGGUGAUGCAGUUCAUACGGGAAUCGGAUCCACAGCUGGGACCCCACGCUGACCUCUUUCGAAAACAUGAGAUCGACGGGAAAGCCCUUCUCUUGCUGCGGAGUGACAUGAUGAUGAAGUACAUGGGGCUGAAGCUGGGGCCAGCCCUGAAGCUCACUUACCACAUCGACAAGCUAAAGCAAGGCAAGUUCUGAGAGGACGCUUGGCAGGACGGAUCCUGGAAGCUCCGCUCCUGGCCAUCCAUACCCGCGCUCGCCUGCUGACAGGUACGCAUGCACACACACCCAUUUACGCCGCAGACGGACACCUCGCCGACACCCCGGCCCCGCUGCAGGGGUCCAGCUGCCUGCCCGUCCCUGUGCCAGCAGCCAGGCCCCAGUGGGCGCUCGGGAGGAGGCUGGCACACAGUUGGCCCCGGGCCUUCGCACUGGACUCGAGUCAUGGGCAUCCUGUUGGAAGCGGAGGGUCUCUCCCUGCUGCCCAGCCGGCGCUUCUCCGCAGGCUCCUGGUCCUGCUUCCCUGGGAUGGAGCAGCAGCUCCGGGCAGAGCCCGUGGGGACAGGGCACUCGCGCCGGCUCCUCUCCCUCUUGCUGUCGUUCGUACGCUCCCGGUUUCGCCUGCUCGGGGCAGCCCUCGGCUCCCAUCCCCUCGGAGGGGCGGUGGGCCAGGGGGGCUGGACGCUUUGCGCUUCACCGGGCAGCCCGGCUGCGAGGGGGACGGUGCCCCUGACCCACGCUCAACCCCUGUAGCACCGCGCCGAGCUCAGAGCAACGACUGCCCCCAUGCCCGUCUUCCACACCUUGGGGGAGCCCGUCCGCCUGUCCCGGGGGCCGCUCACCUCCCGAGCUCUGCCUGCCCCUCAGCUCCCAGCCUUCCUCCAGCUGGGGACGCCGGGCCGGGAAUGGAGGCCUUUGUAUUUAUUUCUGAUUGGGGAGGCUGUGGGGCGGCACACGGCGCUGUCCAGGAGCGUGGAGUGAGCUUUGGGAGAGCUGAGAAGCGUGGCUGGGUCUGGCAUACCCAUGGCAAGGACGGGCCUGGGUUGGCAUCAGAGACUGGCUGGAUGCUGCAGGACUCGACUGAUCCUUCUCUCCUUUUUUUUUUUGAGUAUUUUUUUUCUUUUGGGGGGAUUUUUUUUUUUUUUUUAUAAGGAGUUGUCUGUUUAAAAUGAUGAAAUGAUUUUUCUACCUGUUGCUGAACUUGCAGCUCUUGGCGAUUUUUAGCCAGAGAUGCAAAGGUUCAUCUUCCCAGGGGCCCUCCUGGUCCUCUGGUGUUUCGGUCCGUCCCAGCUCAGCGUGUGCGAGAGGGUGUUGGGUCUGGCAAGUCAGAGGAUCCCGGUGUGGUGACCUGCCCUUGUGUUGCUCUUCCUGCGAGGGCUUUGCCUUACCCGGGGGCACCUGUUUGUUUCAGACAGUAUAAUGUAUUUAUUUUUGAUGGCACUUGAGCAGUAACCCGCUGUCCCACGCAUGUUACUGCAGCUGCAAGAGGAGUAUCGGAGCGGAGGCCGCCCAGCCGUGCCGCCCUGUCCCCUGGGCAGCAGCUGCCAGGCUCGGGGCUGCCUGGGGGGACAGGGGCUGUGUGGUCCCCUGGAGCAUCGCCUGCCCCGGCCUGGGAGGAGCUGGGGAAGGGCUGACGGGGAGAGGCGCAGCGGAGGCGAGGGCUGUCCCAGGCGUGUGGCCACGCAUGCACCCACAGCACGCUCCCACACACGCUUCCUUUCUGCAGUGACCAAAGGGCUGGGACGGAGAUCUCCACCGCAAGCACUUCUUUUUUCUCCUGCCUUUAGCUCACCCUCUGUGCAUCCAGAGCAACGUCUCACACCCUCUUCCCGCCAGCCUCGAGGGCCCUGGCCAGCAGCAGAACAGGCAUCCCGGUGAACAACCCUCCAGUCUCUUGCACUGGGUCAGGUUUACCCCUAAGGGGAAAAGUUGCAAAAAAACAAAAAAAAAAAACCAAAACCCAAACCCCAAAGUAAUAAAAAGGCUUUUUGUUGUACAGCAAAGUCUGUGCUGCAGUCCCUGCUGCGGUCCCUGCUGCUGCCCUGGUGUGGUUGCAGGGAGGUGGGGCUCUGGCCACUCGCAGAGCCCCGUCGCUCACAGCAUCAGCCCCAGGAUGGCCCUCGUUUUUACCUGAUGCUGAUCCUGCUGGCCCACUACAGACAGGUCCCCGUGCGGGGUCAGCCAGUGCUUUCCUCUGCACUUAUUUUACGUUGAUUUGUUUAUAAAUAAAAGGAUAACCAAGUUCC
Messenger RNA from Aquila chrysaetos chrysaetos, 9435 nucleotides. It is a transcript of the gene SCMH1, whose product is annotated as Scm polycomb group protein homolog 1. The coding region runs from base 5303 to 7387 and encodes 694 amino acids. Gene Ontology annotation, molecular function: protein binding. The transcript is spliced from 17 exons. NCBI's taxonomy places the organism in Eukaryota, Metazoa, Chordata, Aves, Accipitriformes, Accipitridae. The record is from RefSeq and is a predicted model, not a curated record. Gene Ontology annotation, biological process: regulation of DNA-templated transcription. Gene Ontology annotation, cellular component: nucleus.